UAUAGUGGAAGGGGCUAGGGUUUCAAGGGUGUAUCUCAUCAUUUUAUAUAAGAAGGGUGUAUUUUUAGAUCUGCUGCGGCUGGUGUGCGUGUGUGUGUCGGUUUGAUUCCUCAUUUUUGCUCUCUUUCUUUUUUUUUUUUCUCACUCUGCGCGCACAUUCAAAGGAGCUCUCUCUCUCUCUCUCUCUCUCUCUCUCUCUUUCUUUCUCUCUCUCUCUCUCUCUCUUCUUUGCAUGUCGGUUUGUUUUCCUUUUUAAGCCUCCGCUAAUUUCCGAUUAGCUCCCAUUUUCAUCGAUCAUUUUUAGCUUCUUUUAUCUCUCUUCUCUCUAUCUUCCGGUUCUCAUUCAAUUCCUGAUCAGAUAAAGCUUCUUUUUUUUUCUUUUUUUUUUCCUUAUUUUUAGCCGUUCUGUUUGAUUUAAGCUGUCUUCGGGUCCGAUCUCUUCCUUGAUUGCUUUAGCUUUCCCAGAAAAUCAAUUAGAUCUGUUUCGUUAUCUCUUUCUUACCAUUUCUAUCUGAUUGUUCUGUUUUGAUCCUCUCCUAUUGCUCUGUUUUCUAUCAGAACAGAGAAUCGGUUUCUCCAUCGGGUUUAUAAGCUUUGAGUGUCACAAACCCAUUUGUCUCUGAUACUCUUUCUUAUCUGGGUUGGUCUCAGAUCUUCAAAAUAGCUGAUCGAAAAUGUUGGAUCCGAGUGACAAACGAUCGGAGUCCGAAGACUUGAAUAGCAAAAAUCCAGAUGGCGUUUCAUCCGAAGAAACCCACAAGAAAACCUGCGCCGAUUGUGGGACUACAAAAACCCCUCUUUGGAGAGGAGGUCCAGCUGGGCCAAAGUCAUUAUGCAAUGCAUGCGGGAUCAGAAGCAGGAAAAAGAGACGAGCAAUUCUGGGUUUGAACAAAGGGAGUUCGGAGGAUAGAAAAUCCAAGAAAGGCAGUAGUAAUAGCAGUAACAGUGGGAAUAAUAACAAGCUAGGAGACAGUCUAAAGCAGAGGCUUUUGGCUUUAGGAAGAGAGGUUUUGAUGCAAAGAUCCACAGUCGAAAGACAGAGGAGGAAGCUGGGUGAAGAAGAACAAGCGGCUGUGUUAUUGAUGGCUCUCUCUUAUGGCUCAGUUUAUGCUUAGUUUUAGUUGUACUAAUAAAAAAAAAAAAAUUCAAAUUAUUAGGAGUGCUUCUUCUAACCUCUCCCUAUAAAGUGUACCUUCUCUUCCCAUUUAUAUCUGUCUCUCCUAUCAUCUCUAAAUUUUCUUUGUUCUUUAAUUUUGUAGCUGUUUUAGUUUUUUUCUCUUAUUCCUAAUUAAGUGUUAAACUAACUGUUUUGGGAUAUUAAGAGUAUUUGAGCAAGUGUAAGAAUUUAGAGAUUAAUUCUAAUUUUUUAUGACAUAAAUACCCAUAUUUCAUCUCGUA
Messenger RNA from Ziziphus jujuba (common jujube), 1398 nucleotides. RefSeq names its product GATA transcription factor 16. Gene Ontology annotation, biological process: regulation of DNA-templated transcription. NCBI's taxonomy places the organism in Eukaryota, Viridiplantae, Streptophyta, Magnoliopsida, Rosales, Rhamnaceae. The record is from RefSeq and is a predicted model, not a curated record. Gene Ontology annotation, molecular function: sequence-specific DNA binding; zinc ion binding. The transcript has 3 exons. Bases 675 to 1115 code for a protein of 146 amino acids.